Eimeria mitis is the source of this 1785-nucleotide messenger RNA. RefSeq lists its product as uncharacterized. The record is from RefSeq and is a predicted model, not a curated record. The transcript has 6 exons. Lineage: Eukaryota; Apicomplexa; Conoidasida; Eucoccidiorida; Eimeriidae. Bases 1 to 1785 code for a protein of 594 amino acids.
AUGGAGCAGCAACCGCGAGGGGGGCCUCCAGGCGGGCUGCAGAAGGGCCUCAACCGAAAACGUGAAAAACCCAACGCAGCCAGGCGGCCCGCUGGCUCUGCCUUUUCUCCGCUCUCUCAACAGCAACAGCAGCAGCAGCAACAAGAGCCCCAUGAGCAACUGCAGCAGCUGCAGCUGGACGAUGCGCAGCUGGAGGUUCUUACAGUUCAACAGGCAGUGCCAUCGCCCCCCUUAGAACAGCAGCAGCAGCAGCAGCAGCAACAGCAGCAGCAGCAACAGCAGCAGCAGCAACAGCAGCAGCAUGAAAGACAAGAACGUCAACGAAUAACACAGCGAAUGCCAAGACAGAUAAGGAAUACCAUGCAGCAGCAGCAGAAGCAGCAGAUGCGCCCGAGAUAUGAACGCGUACAACAAAGACAGCAGCAGCAGCAGCAACAGCAGCAGCAGCAGCAGCAGCAAAACCGUCGGUCUAAUUCGCAGCAGAAUCUAAGGAUUCUAGAGCAGCAGCAGCAACUGGAAAUAGUGAAGCGAGAUAUUGAGGAAAUGGAAAAACUAAUGCAGCAAAAGCAGCAGCUCUUCUCGGCGCAGCACGAGCCCGAGCUGCACCCGGCAGUGGAGCAGCAAAGACUGAAACAGCAACAGCAACAGCAACAUGAACUCCAACGACAACAGAAACAGCAACAGCAACAGCUGCUGCAGCAGCAACAGCAGCAGCAACUGGAACUGCUGCUGCUGCAGUUACCCGAUGAGCCUCCAUAUACAGAAGGAACUGAAGAGCAGCACGAAUGUUUUGUAGGGGAGUCGAAGCAGCAGCAAGUAAAUAUAUGGGGGGCUAUGUCUGCUGCUGCAGCAGGAAGAGAUGGUUCCGCGCUGCAGCAGCAAACCCUGCUAGAUGAAAUAUCAACGCUGAAGCAGCAGCAAGAGGCAGAGCUACAAAAGAUAUGGGGAAAGCAUAGCCAGCAGCUUGAGCGUCUGAAACAGCUGCAAAGCGAACAGCUGCAUAUACACCCUGGGGUGUAUGAGCAUGAGGGGGGGUUCAAUCAGCUGCAGCAGCUGCGCUUUCAGGCGGAUGCAGAGGAUGGCCAGCAGCAGCAGCAGCAGCAGCAGCAGCAGCAACAGCAGCAGCAACAGCAGCAGCAGCAGCAGCAGCAACAGCUGCAGGAGCAGCUGCGGCUGCUGCUGCUGCAGCAGCAGCAGCAGCAGCCGCAGCAGCAGAAGGAUGUGGCUGCAGCAACCAAACACAACCAACAGCAAAACACGAUACUACAUCCACACGAACAAGCGGUGCUGCAGCGCGAGUUUUUGUCGCAGCAGCAAAACAAUUUCAAGCAGCAGCAGCAGCAGCAGCAGCAACUGCAGCAGCAGCAACUGCAGCAGACACUACAACAGGGAGAGCAGAACCUCGGCAUGCAAAGGCACAGCAUUUACACAGCCGCAGCAGCAGGACCGCAGCAGCAGCCGCCCCUGUUGCUGCCUCUUCUAUCGCCUCCAUACACAGCAGCAGCAGCAGCAGCAGCACAGCAGCAACAGCCUCAGCUGCAUGCGCAGCAAGAUGCCAGCUCCCCCCCAAAGGAGCAGCAGCAAAGCACCCCGCUUUCGCAGCAGCAAUACAUUACGAUGCCUCCCCAGGAAGACACAGAGGAGGCCCCGCAGCUCUCUCAUGCACGGCGGCUGCUGCAGCAGCAGCAGCAUCUGCACUUGCUGCCGCCCCCAAACCUAGACCAAGAGCAGCAGGCUGAGGAGACAGCAGCAAACAGCCAGGAGCGAUCGUUUGUCCGCUUGUAG